CUCCAACAGGAAUUCUGCUCCGGGAGGAAGAUGGCGUGGCUCACCCACCUGCUGGCCUGCGUCUUUGGAACCGGCUCCUGGAUGGCCAUCAACGGGGUGUGGGUCGAGCUUCCUCUGCUGGUGACGGAAUUGCCUGAGGGCUGGUUUCUCCCUUCCUACCUCACCAUUAUCAUCCAACUGGCCAAUGUUGGACCUCUCUUUGUCACUCUCAUGCACAAGCUGAAACCUGGUUUGCUGAAGGAGGCCUCGGUCAUCUCGGUGCUGGUCUCGAUAGGAGUCGUGGCCUGCUUCCUCCUGGCCUUCCUUUGGCAUUACACCAGCCCCAUAGCGGGGAAACCGCACAGCGUGGCCUUCUUCGUCCUCACCUUCUUUCUCUCGCUGGUAGACUGCACCUCGUCCGUCACCUUCCUGCCCUUCAUGGCGCACUUCCACCCUCGCUACAUCCCCACUUUUUUCAUUGGCGAAGGACUCAGUGGGUUAAUCCCAGCUCUCUUUGCCCUGGCCCAGGGAGCAGGCAUUGCCAGCUGCGUCCAGGUCACCGUGCCAACCCACAAUGCCACUGUCAGCAACUCUUCAUUGGUCAACACAACUGGUCCAGGUGACCCUCCUCCUAUGGAAACUCGUUACUCCCCAGCCAACUUCUCCAGCCUGGUCUUCUUCCUUGUCCUGUCGGCUAUGAUGUUCUUCUGCCUUGUGGCCUUCCUCUUCCUCAACCGGCAGUCCAAGUUGUGGGAACUUUCCACGCAGAACUUGUGCUCCAGUGAGAUCACCCUGAACUCGGUCCAGAAGAUUCCUACAGGCAAGCAGGAGCCGUCAAACUUGAAGGGGGGCACAUCCUACUCCAUGGAGAGAAAGCUCGAGAACUCCAACCAAGGUGUUGAUGAUGCAGAUGCAGACAAGGUCACAUAUUUUACCUCUAAAUUCGUCUUCAUCUAUUUCCUCAUCACUUGGGUGAAUGCACUGACCAACGGCAUCCUACCAUCCGUGCAAAGCUAUUCAUGCUUGCCUUAUGGCAACAUGGCUUACCAUCUGACGGCCACCUUGAGCUCCAUGGCCAACCCUCUUGCCUGCACCAUUGCCACAUUCCUACCCAACAGGUCUCUCCUGUUCUUGGGCAUACUGGCAACCACAGGAACUGCAUUCGGAGUCUACAACAUGGCGAUGGCUGUGCUCAGCCCCUGUCCACUCUUACAGCAAUCCAGCUGGGGGGAUGCCCUGAUUGUGAUUUCGUGGGUAUCCUUCACUGGGACCCUCACUUACGUCAAGGUGAUGCUGGGGGUGAUCCUUCGCAGCUGCAGCCACAGCGCCCUUGUGUGGUACGGAGCGGUGGAGCAGCUGGGGUCUCUGCUAGGGGCUUUGCUCAUGUUUCCCUUGGUGAACAUCUACCACUUCUUCAAGUCGGCUGACUUCUGCAGCUUCCAGUGCCCGGCGUGACGUGCCAGGAGUCAAGCAGAGGCUUCGCUAAGCAAUCCAACCGCACACGUUACAGGAAAAGCCUCCCCAGGGGCGGAUAGGCGCAACAGUCAGAAUAUCACCCCUCCUUUUCGAGAGAACGAAGGCAAGAUGUCGGAGAACCUAGCAAGCCAAGGGGUGUACCUAUGAAGGACCACAUCCCCCUAGUCAGCAGCACCCACAGUAGCGAGCGAGUGCACUCCUGACUUUG
Molecule: messenger RNA, 1663 nt
Organism: Candoia aspera
Lineage: Eukaryota; Metazoa; Chordata; Lepidosauria; Squamata; Candoiidae
Gene: SLC52A3
Product: solute carrier family 52 member 3
Exons: 3
Coding region: 31-1434 (467 amino acids)
Biological process (GO): riboflavin transport
Cellular component (GO): plasma membrane
Molecular function (GO): riboflavin transmembrane transporter activity
Source: RefSeq, a predicted model, not a curated record